Messenger RNA from Dunckerocampus dactyliophorus (ringed pipefish), 2401 nucleotides. Its product is annotated as rho-related GTP-binding protein RhoB. Bases 41 to 652 code for a protein of 203 amino acids. The record is from RefSeq and is a predicted model, not a curated record. Lineage: Eukaryota; Metazoa; Chordata; Actinopteri; Syngnathiformes; Syngnathidae. Gene Ontology annotation, molecular function: GTPase activity; GTP binding. The transcript is spliced from 2 exons. Gene Ontology annotation, biological process: small GTPase-mediated signal transduction.
AGUGAACAGCACCAUUAGGGACACAAAGAAAGAGUUCAACAUGGGUAAGGAGUCGCAGACGGCGGCCGAUAUCCGCAAGAAACUUGUGGUUGUCGGGGACGGAGCGUGCGGGAAGACAUGUCUACUGAUCCUCUUCAGCAAAGACGAAUUUCCGGAAGUGUACGUCCCCACCGUUUUCGAGACCUACGUGGCGGACAUCGAGGUGGACAACAAGCAAGUCCAGCUGGCCUUGUGGGACACCGCCGGUCAGGAGGACUAUGACCGCCUACGCCCUCUCUCCUACCCGGACACGGAUGUCAUUCUCAUGUGCUUCUCCGUGGACAGCCCGGAUUCGUUGGAAAACAUCCCGGAAAAGUGGGUGCCCGAGGUGAAACACUUCUGCCCCAACGUUCCCAUCAUUCUGGUGGCUAACAAGAAGGAUCUGCGCAACGACGAGCACGUCAAGAACGAGCUGUCCCGGUUGAAGCUGGAGCCGGUGAGACCUGAGGACGGCCGCGCCAUGGCGAUGCGUAUCGGGGCUUAUGACUAUUUGGAGUGCUCGGCUAAGACGAAAGAGGGCAUAUGGGAGGUGUUCGAAACGGCCACACGUGCAGCCCUACAGAAAAAAAAGUCUCAACAGGCUGGUUGUCGACAAUGCUGCGUUUUGAUGUGACUUUUUCCACCAAAGACCCGCUUCGACAAGGCCUAGCUAGGCAGUGUCCCUCCUCUGCUUUGGAUCAAGUCCGCCUCCAAAGACGUUGUUUUGGACACACACGAUCCUCGUCUGAUUCGUUUUGGACAUUGAAUCGGACUCAUGAUUGUGACUGUUUGAAAACACGUUUUUUGCCUUAAAACUUCCCAGUCUAUAGACUGCAUUUAGACCACUGCCUAUCUGCCAUUUUUAAAGCAGUAACUUUUGCACUUGUUAUUUAUGUCCACUCGGUACUCAGUUUUCCUUCCUCUGCCUGACAUCACCUUUUGUCUGAGAACACGUGGCUUGCACUUGCAUGUAAUUUACUUGUGGUGUAUGAGGUGAGUUAACAGUAUUUCAUCAAAAAACAUGGUUGGUGAAUUUUAUACUGCAUAUCUUUUAAAAAAAUAUAUUAAAAAACGACAUUUGAGUGUACAGCAUUAGUAACAAUCAAACAGACUCAUUAAAGAUCAAUUAGUCCACUUAAUUCAUUAUCUAUUAUGCCCAUCCCUUGUUACCAUGCAUCUGUUUUUGUCAAUGGAUGAAUGAAAUGCAGUUUACAAAUGUAUAGUUUUUUUGUUGUUGUUGUUGUUGUUGUGUUGUUUUGUUUUGUUUUGUUUUGUUUUUUAAUCCCAUGUCUUUAAACGUCAAUCUAUCAGGUGGUGAAAUUAUGCUACAAAACCUUAUUUUGCACCACAGUGACAAUUUUGAAUAACAUGAAAGUAUAUUUUUCAUAUUAGUCAGGUACAUUUAAGCACAUAAUUGUUGUCACUGGUAGCCUGUAAGGUGUUUUGGGAGAAAGCGCAAGAUAUUCAGUCUUGAAUCUAAAAUAUUUAAGUUUAGACAUACAGUACAAGGGGUUUUACUGUAUUGACCUGAAUAUAAGACGUCUUCAUUCUGGUAAAUAUGGUAUGCGUUUGAAAAAAAAGUGUGCUAAUAACCACUUAUGUGGGAUUAAGCCAUUUGAUGGCUAUCAUGACAUUAUUUUAAAGGGUAGAAAAGACAAUGUUAAGUGGGGGUAUUGUAUUGUGUUUGUUAACAAUAUGAACUAACUUGUUACAGGUAGACAUGGUGUCAAACCACCAAACUGUCAGCACAAUGACUGUGAAUGUAUCGCCUUAUUUUGGAGAUAAAAAAAAAAACAAAACAAUUUGAUGUGCUCAUGUGUAUGAAAUGUGUACCGUAACUGUGCCUUUACCUGACAAUAGGGGUGCACAUCUAGCUUAUCUUUACAAGGAACGUCCUUACAAAGAGUAUUGUGAGGAGAACUGAGUUGUACUUAAACGUUAGUAUUGCCAAUAACAAUCGUCAAAAUAAUGUUUGGAAGAGUAUCUUUUUUUUUUUUAAAUCACAAUGAUGUAAAAAGGCACAUUCCUGCCUGCUACCCGUUGCUGGGCUUUUUUUGCUGACUUCCAGGACAGGAAUGCAUUGUGCUGGACUGCCUGAUUAUUCCCACACUGGCUCCCCUCUUGUGUCCCUAAUUGUCAGUAUAUUUAAAUUGAUAGGCGUUACUCAAAUGGUAUACUUUUCUACAAUUGUGCUGGCAAAAUGUGCUGACUGUGCCAAACUAAUCUAUUGGUGAUAGUUCACCAAUGUAUGCCAGUUACAUGUUAAUGCAAUUGAUGUUACAAAAUCUGUCUGUUUUCAAUGGAAUACCGGGAGCAGUUUGUCAACAUAAAUGCAGAAUUUUUUUUGAAUAAAUUAAUAAAAAAAUAUGACUUGGUUGCCACC